CGUGAAGUUUGAGAUAUGGCAGUCAAAACAUCAACAACCAAUUUCUAAAACAUCCAAAAACCAAUUUUCAUUUACUUAUUUCGGGACUGAUUUGCGAUUUGGGCGUAACUUAUUUUGUAAACAAACAUUGGAUGGCAAAUUCCUGCUAAAAUAAGCAUUUCCCGGGAAAACCACGGCAUGUAUCCGACAGAAUGAGCUUUCCUCUACCAGAUUUCACAUUCUAGAAAUUGAGCAAGGAAAUAUGUCUGAUCAACGGAACCAAGAAUCCAAACUUACCGUGCUGCUGGAGUGUUGCAUUUGCUUCUACGGACUACGCGAGUGCCACAUCUGUGCGGAAUGUUCACAGCCAUUCUGUCGGGAGUGUAUCCACAAAUGGCUUUACAAACAAAGUUGCUGUCCGUACUGCCGGGCGUGCAUUAGAAAAGAUCAGCUUAUUCGGUUCUACCUCAUCGAUCAGCUGCACGACGAGAUGGAGCAAUUCCUGGCGGAGCAGAAACGUAACCGCUGCGUGGUGCACGAAUCGCAACAGCUGCUGUUGGUUUGUUUACGGUGUGAACAGUGCGUUUGCGUUGAUUGUUGGUAUUCCGACGAGCAUGUGGAACAUAAAGAUGAGAUUGUUCCGAUGGAAAUAGCAUUCGAUCAUUACUACCGAGAAACAAUAAGAUCUGGCCAAUUAAACAAAGGAGAUAAUGGAGAAAACGUGGAUCUACAGAACAAAAUAAAAGUCUUAUUUGAAGAGAAAAGAGACGCAAUGGCCAUGAAUCAAAUUCUGAAAACCAUGGAAAAGCUUCGAAUUAACAAUAACAACAUCACUUCAUAGAAGUGACAUUUACUUAACUGUUGUGCAAUAUUUAUCUAUUCAUACUUGAACCAAGUACGAUGCAGUUAUGUGAUAAAUAAAGGGAUCAAAUAUUA
This is a messenger RNA of Armigeres subalbatus, 915 nucleotides long. Its product is annotated as E3 ubiquitin-protein ligase TRIM37-like. Gene Ontology annotation, cellular component: peroxisome; aggresome. Gene Ontology annotation, molecular function: ubiquitin protein ligase activity; zinc ion binding; tumor necrosis factor receptor binding. The coding region runs from base 242 to 820 and encodes 192 amino acids. The transcript has 4 exons. The record is from RefSeq and is a predicted model, not a curated record. Gene Ontology annotation, biological process: negative regulation of centriole replication; protein autoubiquitination. Lineage: Eukaryota; Metazoa; Arthropoda; Insecta; Diptera; Culicidae.